AUGGACUAUGGGCUGACAACAAGGGUGACGUUGAGUAAGCCGGAUGUGAUUGGGUACUUUAAAAAGGCUGUGGGGCAAUAUCCGAACCAAUUGUGUUGGAUUCAUGUACGGCCGAGUUCAUUCCAGGUCGUGCAUUCUGACCAAGAACGCUCGUUUGUCUGGUUAAUAGAGAUCGACCGAAGCGAAUUCAGCGAAUGGAAUGUGACACAUGCCCUAUCCGCAGCCGUGCAGCCUGCAGAGAUCUUGGGUGCUCUCAGCAUCGCCUUUAACGACGUUGUUCUAGAGUUCGUUGAGACUGAAGACGCCAUACCGCAAGUUCGACCUGGACUCUACAUUACCGUCAUCAACCAUCAGUACAAUGACCGCACACUCCUCGCACUCAACUCCGAACCCCUCUCGAGACAACCUGUUCAGGCCACCCGAAAACUCUACAACUGGCUUGGUGCUGCCAAUCACGCACCACGAGGUCAUUUCCUCUGCCUUCCUGCCACUCUUCAAUCCGUUGCCAAGGAGCCACUCAUCGCUGCAGCCCCCGGCCUCGUCUUAGUCCCCCCUCUUCUAACCAACCGCAAACACUCCAAGUCCAACGACCCUAACGACCACCACCGUGACCCUAACGACCACCCUGACCCUAACGACCACCCUGACCCUAACGACCACCCUGACCCUAACGACCACCUGAACCCUUGCCCGUCUCCACCGCCGUUGACACAAGACCGAGAGGGUAUGGACACGGCGGGCUGGAAGUACUGUGUGCCCAUCGCACGACGGUCCACCCGAUUACCAGCGGUCACGAGUGAGUUUCUUACAGCAGUCGACCGCUCGAGUGUCGACCCGGCCCUGGCUACAAUUCUUCGACAAUGGCCGCACGGCCAACAAAUCCACGCCGGGCUCUUGUACAAGCUCGCGCAAUUCGCACCGAGAUAUGAACAUCUCCUCGUCCAGUACACCGGCGGAAAUCUUCCUCUCACCAUUUCCUGGGGCAUUGGUGCCCGUCUCGAGACUCGACGCUUGCGCCGUAAAACGGAAGCUUUUACAAGUACUGAAUCGUCAGGAACCAUAACGAAAUUACUCAUCCAGACCGUCUCCCAAACGGAAAUCGAAAGUGUAUGGGGACAUCAAAGCGGCCUACUACGCAGCUCCUGUGUAGCCAUGGUCGCCGCGUUGCCUGUAGAUCUUACCACUCUCGCCACCCUUGAUCGCAACAAUCUCAACCAUCCUUUACUCUGGCUCAACGACUCACUAACCGCACCUCCCACCCCCACACGUCACUGUGAGGAACCAACACUCGCUUACUGUGAACCUACGACUGCCUCCCCUGCCAUACGCCCCAUAACCCAACGGGGUACUACGGCUGUGCGAUGGACUGACGACGAAACCACACACCCAGACACACACCUGGUGAACUCACACCUGCCGAACUCAAAUCUGGCGAGGAACAGGGCAGUGGCGAAGUCGGCCGCUAAAAAAAGUUUCCUAACCGAAGGACCCAGUAGUACACGGCUAGCUGCGAGUGAACUACUUUAUGCACCACUAGACCAUGAGGCUACCGACGCAGGUCUUGAGGGCGCAGGUGUUGGCGACGCAGGUCUUGAGGGCGCAGGUGUUGACGAGGUAUGUCUUGAGGGCGCGGGUGUUGACGACGCAGGUCUUGAGGGCGCAGGUGUUGACGAGGUAUGUCUUUUGGACGUGCCUGCGUUGACGGUCACGAAUCAGAACGAAUCUCCGAGGCAGGCGGCGGUACGCUUUAUUGGCGACCUUCCUCCCGAUUUGGAGCCUCCCGCUGAAGGGCCAGAAACGAAGAGUUCGGGUACAGAUCGGAUUUCCUUGGCCAGAGUGAAGCGGGAACGGCGACCUUUCGCGUGCACGACCGAGGAGGACCCGGCUGUUAAGAGGGCCCGGACCAGCUCAGUGGGAAGUAGAGUGCGAGAAGAUAGGAGUCAGCUUGGACUUAACCAGCUUGCUGGUGCUGCUAGUCAAGUCUCCAUAUGCUCACGCUUGCCAGACCUGGAUGGCUUGGAGGAGUUCGAGGCCGCCCUCUCGGCAGACUUUGAUGUCAUGCCUUCAGACCUCGGGGUCGCCCCCUCAAAGAUGGCGGUCAUGCCGUCAGAUCUCCAAACGUCCGAGCCAACGGAGAACAUGGUGCGUGAUGCAGCGCAAAACUCCGUAAAGAGGCGACAACUGCUUCGUUCAGAAAUGGGUGUCUUUACUAUGGCAGACGAGGACGAAAUUCUGGGCGCGACUAUGAGUCCUGUCGCGGGGGCAGUCAGCCCGGAACUUGUUAACGCGAACCUGGUUGACGCGAACCUGGUUGCCAAGAACAACACAAGGACGCCGGGAAAGAAAUCUAGAUCUAGGACCAUGCUCCAUGACCAAGCCGUCCCCUCCAGCGGUACAGGUCGGACGUCGCCUCAGCCCCAUGAUCUAAUACCUUCUCCCCCAUUGCCCUCGGCCCCGCUGCCUUCGCCCCAGGCUCAGCAGCCUGGGACACCCUGUUCGGCAUCGCGGCCGGGAGAUCUCGCGUCUACGCCGAAAGCCCGCGUGGAGGACGGGCCUGAAGAUCUAUUUGCAGUGGGCGGUGGCUCCACAGGAAAAAAGUUGUUGCGACGAACGCGGACGAGCGUCGAGAGCGAACUGGGCAGGACGCGGAUCCGCCAGGCGAGUUGUGGCAUCAUGAAAAUGAUGAGCGCAUGCGAGAAAGCAUCACUAUUCCUGCAGCCCGUUUUUGAAAAAAAUGAAGGAAUCAAAGAUCACGUAUACAAAAACCUCGCCCUCCCGAUGGAUGACCUGCUAGCCCUAUGUCCACCAGGUGUAUCCACCACCAUGCGCCCACCAGGCCUAUUGACCGUGUUUCCUUUUAGAAGCAUUACUUAUAAUGAUGUGGCUGAGAAAUAUCUGCGAGAGCAGCCAGUAAUAAAGAAUGCGCCUCUUUUGGAUGCGCUUAAAGAGAUAAAAGAGAAUUCUAGAGAUACAGAACAAUACUCGAGUUCCUUGAAGCAUAUUCUAGCGGAUAAUACUGGUGGAGACGAGGUUGCAUUGUCGGAGGUGAUAUCGGGAUUGCGACCUCAGCUUUUUAGUAACCACCGAGGUAACCUGUGUGAUGCUGGUACUGACGGGAUGGAUACGACAGCUAUGGUAGCUCAUGAGGAAUUGCAUGCAGCGCAUGUGUUGCCAUUACUGAAUGCUUUGGGUGGUCAGAAUUCUUUCCCUUCUGGUCCAGUUCGUGUAUAUCGAAUAUUGCGAUUAUCAGCUUGGGCUGAAUUGCGUGAUUUUCUCUCCAAGUUAAAUGAUACGGAGGGUAGUACGGUAUGUGCUCAAGCGUUUGUAGUAGGUUUUUGUGGUUGUUUCGAAUUGUUGGCACGUCAGUUGGUUCUGGAUGAGUUUGCUCAGCGGCCUUUAUUGGAAGCCGAUGGUUUGUCUGUGGAUAUCUUGAAGGAGAUAUCGUAUCAGGUAUGCUGUGUCUUGAAGGGUGACUUUAUGACUACAGUAUCGGAGUCUUCUAAGGAUGAUUUUCUACAAACGCGUAAGUUGUUUAAGGCGAUCUAUCAUAAGCAUUCUGAAAUGACUCGUAAGUCAGUGGUUGAGGCUUGUAAAUGUUUCGCUAAUGCGCUAGCAUUAGCGGGUCCUAGCUCUAAAAAGAUUCUGUUGUUCGAAAGAGUAUUGUUUAAAGUGUUUACUAAGCAUCCAGAAAAGAUGUUGGAACUGCUUACUGAACUAGCUAGCUGGACGACACAAGGUGUACCUAACGUAUCUUCUACAUCUAUCGACUUGGAACUCAGUGAAGGUCAAGAACUACAUUGUACACGUUGCGAACGAUCUAUCGAAAAUGGAUGCUAUAACACCGGACCCAAUUCUUUCACUUGCCUUGCUUGCGGGUACCCAUCUUCUGGCUCAUCCCAUAAUACCGACAUUUCCACCCAGGCGAAACAACCACCCAUCAUAGACGCACUUCCAACUCUCUGCUCUGUCGAAAUCAAACUACUUCCACCUAUCAACCAAGAUAUACCCAUGCACAUGGUCUUCCAUAGAGACAAUCUUAAUGCCAACGAGGACGGCUACAAAACCAUCGUCCAAAAUGGGACAACCACUCACAUGACUACCACCACCAGGACCACCACCAUAGUCACCAACUCCAUCGGCGACGUUCUAUCCAAAACAUCCAUCUAA
Molecule: messenger RNA, 4167 nt
Organism: Gregarina niphandrodes
Lineage: Eukaryota; Apicomplexa; Conoidasida; Eugregarinorida; Gregarinidae
Exons: 4
Coding region: 1-4167 (1388 amino acids)
Source: RefSeq, a predicted model, not a curated record